UAGGCGCCUAGUCAAGCCAUAUCCGACGCUGAAUCGAGCUGUGUAAACAUGUGAACGACACUUUUGUAAUGAUACUUUGGAAUAUAUUUUGAGUUUCUUUCAUUUUAAACAAAGAAGCACACUAUGAAGGCACUUCCACUUGAGACAGUGCGUCUGCUGUGCAGCUCCCAGGUUAUAACAUCUGUCCUGAAUGUUGUCAAGGAGCUAGCUGAAAAUUCACUGGAUGCUGGUUCCUCGAGUCUCGAAGUCAAACUGGACAAUUAUGGAUUGGAUCGCAUUGAAGUCAGAGACAAUGGCUCUGGUAUUAAAGUGACUGAUGUUCCUGUGAUGGCCGUCAAACACUACACAUCUAAAAUCUCCAGUCACGAAGAUCUAGAGCACCUAGAGACUUACGGCUUCCGUGGAGAAGCUCUGGCAUCUAUAUGUGCCAUCUCAAAGGUGUUUAUUACUACUAAAACCACAGCUGAUGAUUUUAGCAUUCAAUAUGCAGUUGAUCACAACGGUCAGAUUGUGUCUCAGAAACCAUCGCAUCUUGGCGAGGGCACCACUGUGUGUGUAGCAGACCUGUUCAAGAACCUCCCUGUCAGGCGGCAGUAUUAUUCCAACACUAAGAAAUGCAAAGAGGAACUAAAGAGUGUCCAGAAUUUGCUCAUGGCUUAUGCUGUUGUUAAGCCGGAGUUAAGGAUCACAUUAAGUCACAACAAGGCUGUUGUCUGGCAGAAGGCCAGGGUGUCGGAUCACCGAGCUGCCCUCAUGGCCGUGCUCGGAGCGGCCUCUGUAGCCAACAUGCUCCCCGUCCAGCAUUGCCAGGAGCAACCAGAGAUUGUCAUCGACGGGUUCCUUCCUAAGCCGGCCUCAGAUUUUAAUAUUACAAGCUCCUCUUCACCUGAUAAAACAUUCAUUUUUGUAAAUAGUCGGCCUGUACAUCUCAAAGAAAUACUUAAGCUUGUCAAGCAAUACUACACCAGUGCUCAUUCUAAUAAUGAAUCUAUAAACCGCCGGUAUCCCCAUUUAAUGAUGAACAUCACCAUUCCUGCCUCAAGUGAAGAUGUUAACUUGACUCCAGACAAAACCGAAGUGAUGCUACAGAAUAAGGAAGAAGUGCUCUUGGCAGUUGAGACUAUGUUGAUCUCCUUGUAUGGGUCUUUCUCCGUUGGUGAUGAUAAUCCUCAAAAAUCCUCCAAAGCUGUCCAAAUUCAACAAAUGGAUUGCACUGAUAAGGGCGAGACUAGUGUAAUUAUACCUACACCUACUACAGAUAUUAGUUUGAUGGACCCACCAGAACUGCUCGAACAUUCUUUCACAAUUCCAAAUAAACAAGACAGCGAGCUAUCUUUGAGCAACACUGCAAACACCAGCUCCUCCUCAUCUUCAGAGGAUUGGGUAAUCAACAGAAGCUCAAGUGAUUUUGACAGUAUUAAUUUCUCAUUAACUGCUGACGAUGUUGUAAUGAACUCUACUGCUGUUCUUAACUGUAACUCCCCAAACCCCUCUAAGAGUAACAGUGACCAUGGUCAAGAGAGUGAAGUUUCUGCUGAGAGAUGGAGCACAGGUAGGGCCUUCUCAAAUCAAACCACAGGUGAGUGUCUAGAACCUGUAAAACUCCAUGUCCCAAUAACAAAUCAAGAAAGUGAAACAACUGCAAGUGGGUCUACAAGUAAGGGGGCCAGCCCAUCCAAGAGGCCUUCCAAUGUGAUAAUGGAGAAAAUGGCUAAGCUGACAGCCUACGACCUGAUCAGCAACCGUUCGGUGCGUCAGCCCUCGUCUGCCUUUUCACUAUUUGAGAAGGACACAAGAUCGCUCGUCCUCCAGGAGAACCCAAGAGCCAGUCUGCAGGAUGUCACCUCUUUGGUGAGAGAGAGAUGGGAAAGCCUCGGGGAGGAAGAGCGAAAAAAGUAUGAAUGCAAGGCAGAAAAGUCUCUGAAAGCCUACAACCUUCAAAGGAAAAGGGCAACAGAGGGAGGUGGCCAGUGCGGAGAGGGCAAGAAGCAGAUGAGCGCAGACUCUUCAUUGAACAAAGCUCAAGGCGUGAAGCGCAAGGGCCCCCUCUCCAACCAGCAGGACCUGAACAAACUCUUCUCCUCUCAGCCCUCGGGUAAAAGGAGCCCAGCCAAGUUCUCCAAACCCCUCCCGUUCAGUAUUGCAACCCUCAAGCAGAGUCUUAACCUCUUCUCCUACCAGAACAGCUCAAGUGCACAGGGCCUCAGGCUUGUAAACCGCUUGGCUUCUCACGGUGCUUGGGUCGUUUUAUGCGACAGAAAGCUCAUGUUGUUGAACCCGUUUCGAGUGGAGGAGGCCUUGCUGUUUAAAAGACUUCUGGAGAAUAAUAUACUUCCAGCAGUGAGGCAGCAGACCCCUGUUCAGCUGACAGAUGGGGUACUUGGUGGGCCAGAGUACAUGGAUGUUCUCAUGAACAUGGAGAAAGGCAGUCCCGGUUUAAAUGGCGACACCUACUUCACUGAUCCUAGGCUUGUGGCAAAUGGUUUCGAGAUAAGGAUUAUUCCAGGUUCCUCGUCUACUGAGAGGCGUGUUGAAGUGACGGGCAUGGCUGACUGCAUGCCUUUCUAUGGGCUAGGAGACCUGAGGGAGAUUCUACAGGCUGUAAAGGCCCAGGAUGCAAAAACUAUGGAGCAAUUUAGACCGCUCAAAGUCUCAAACUACCUAAAGGGUGAGGCUGUAAGACUAGCUAGACAGUUACCUGUGAACCUCUCCAGAGUAGAUGUUACCAAUACACUUUGCCGAAUGAAACGGGAACUGAAAGAGGAAAGUCUUGUCUGUCUUCAUGGAAGACCAUUUUAUCAAGAUCUGGUUACUGUUCCUGAAACAGAGGAGGAAGCUCUCAAGAUCAUGUCUAGUUCUCAAUAAGGACUUAUAUGCAUGUACCAUAUUGAGGAAUGACUGUUGUUAUUUGGAAUAAAUAUUAUUUUUUCUGGAUAAAUAACUGUUUUCAUUCUUAUGAUUUAAGAUAA
Xyrauchen texanus (razorback sucker) is the source of this 2969-nucleotide messenger RNA. It is a transcript of the gene pms1, whose product is annotated as PMS1 homolog 1, mismatch repair system component. Bases 124 to 2865 code for a protein of 913 amino acids. The transcript has 13 exons. Gene Ontology annotation, biological process: mismatch repair. The record is from RefSeq and is a predicted model, not a curated record. Gene Ontology annotation, cellular component: MutLalpha complex. Gene Ontology annotation, molecular function: ATP-dependent DNA damage sensor activity; ATP hydrolysis activity; ATP binding. Lineage: Eukaryota; Metazoa; Chordata; Actinopteri; Cypriniformes; Catostomidae.